Plectropomus leopardus (leopard coralgrouper) is the source of this 1704-nucleotide messenger RNA. NCBI's taxonomy places the organism in Eukaryota, Metazoa, Chordata, Actinopteri, Perciformes, Serranidae. The record is from RefSeq and is a predicted model, not a curated record.
CUGAGAGCGCAGGUGAAACUAAUCACAUAAUGAUCGCUUCAUUGUCACUAAACCAGCACUGGAGUCUUUGAGGUCACGCCUGUGUUUCAGAUCAGGUCUCCGCUGUCUGAGCCACAGAACAUCCCGGAGGACAUUCCCAGCUCCCGGUGAACAUUUUAGUUGUUUUUAUUUGAGCGGAGCGCCGGGUUUUGGGGAUGGACGCUGCGGGGGGAGACGCACCGGUGAGCCGGCUGGAGAGGAGCGGCCACACCGCCUUCAUCGACAACAACACGCUGUAUGUGUGGGGAGGAUACCAGGUAGUUGCUGGAGAGGACGUCAUGUUGCCGAGCGAUGAGAUAUGGCUCUGUGAUUUAGACAGCGGGACGUGGGAGCGGAGGGAGAUCACUGGAGACAAACCUCCGGAUCUGUCAGGCUUCUGCGGCUCUUACGUUAAUGGCGCGCUUUACAUCUUUGCAGGAUGCAGCCUCACUGGAUACACAAACCAGAUGUACAGCGUCGACCUCACAGAGCCAAACUUCACGUGGAAAAACAUGACCGACAUGAAGGGAACGACGCCUUCACCACGAAACAAACACUCCUGCUGGGUGCAUCGAGACAGGUUAAUCUACUUUGGUGGAUAUGGAUGUAAGACGAUAGGGGAGGUACGAAACACCUCAAGCUUCGUCGUGGAAGAGAUGUCCUGGGCAACAAUUGGAAACGCGUUAUUUAGGUGCUGGGGCUGGAACAGCGAAGUCUGUGUUUUUGACACACACACGGCUACGUGGAGCACGCCAGAGACUCGGGGUCCUGCUCCCACUCCCAGAGGCUGCCAUGCCAGUGCCCUAUUGGGGGACAAAGGUUACAUCUCUGGAGGCGUGGUGAUGCCUCCUUUCAUUGAUCACAGUGAUCCACAAAAGGAAAAGGCCGUGUUGGACAUAUUCUGCUUGGACCUGGAGACCUGGACCUGGACUCAGUUUGACCUGUCCUCGUCCUGUGCACCAAUGGGGCGCUCCAUGUUCACCAUGACGCCCACAUCAGAUCACACGCUCUUCAUAUAUGGAGGUCUCGGCACAGACGGAAGAACGCUUGAUGACGCCUGGCAGUUUAACACACAGAAGAAAGAGUGGACCAAAAUGACACACCCACACAAGGACAAGCCCAGAGUGUGUCACACAGCGUGUCUGGGACAUGACAACGAUGUCGUCGUUUUCGGGGGAAGCAGCAACAUGUGCUUCCUCAUGGACACGGUUGCUAUUCUGAGGGCGCCGUCACAAAAACACUGCAGAGACGUGUUCAUGUUCCAGACCCAGCCGUACUCCCUCUUCAGAUUGUGUGAAGACUUCAUAGGAAAAAACACAGAGCUGUUUGGGGAUUAUCUUGACUGGUUGCCGUCAAAACUGCACAACAAAAUCGACAAGCGCUCAGCCUUUUUCUCCCCUACGAAGCCCAUUCUUACUCACUGAAGAGCACUUGAGAUUUUUAAAGUAACAAGAAUCUGAGCCAUUCAAUUAUUACAAAUGGUUUUCAUGGUUUUUUGUGUGUCAGGAAUGUGUGUUGAGUUGGGAAUGAGUGUUUCUUUCUGUGUUUAAUGAUCUAAAGAAAAACAUGGUGCUACAGUUUCUUUGUUUUAACUUAAAAACAUAAUUUGUAAAUUCAAUUUUUUGCCUUAUUUUAAAACAACUAGUUAAGAUUCUGUGAAAUUUUAAUCCAUAAAGUGUAUUGAUG